CUACCUUGUGCAAUUAGCUGGAUAUUGGGGUGGUAAGACAUGAUUGACAGCGCUGAACUAUAUAAUCAUGUGUGUCCUAAGGCGAUGAGAUCUGAUUGGGUCCCAGCGUGCAUUCGAACCCCUUUACUUUUGUAUUAGCAUCUGUAUAAUGCAGGAAGCUCUCGCCCGUAUGGUGAAGUGUUGACCCCGAGCUUUACUGCCUUCCAAGUUUAUUUUUGUUAAGAAACUUUUCUUCCCCUCUCUCUAUCUACUUUCUCACUUUCACUCUGCCACACUCAUGGAUUUGUACCCGUUUGGAUUUGUGCUGUCGUUCCUAUUGAAUCCAAGCCACGGGCUAGCAGGCUAUCCGAUCUGGUGGUCUCUGGCACUGGGACACCAGUACUCGUCUCUUGGCUCGCAGCCCAUCCUGUGCGGUAGUAUCCCUGGCCUUGUUCCGAAGCAACUUCGCUUCUGCAGGAACUACAUUGAGAUCAUGCCCAGCGUAGCUGAGGGGGUCAAGAUCGGAAUCCAGGAGUGUCAGCAUCAGUUCAGGGGUAGGAGAUGGAACUGCACCACGGUCAAUGACAAUCUGGCUAUCUUUGGACCAGUACUAGAUAAAGCCACCCGGGAAUCUGCUUUUGUCCAUGCCAUUGCCUCAGCUGGAGUGGCAUUCGCCGUGACACGUUCCUGUGCUGAGGGUUCCAACACUAUCUGCGGCUGUGACUCACAUCACAAGGGCCCACCAGGCGAAGGCUGGAAAUGGGGAGGCUGCAGCGAGGAUGCUGAGUUUGGCGUACUGGUGUCCAGAGAGUUUGCUGAUGCCCGAGAAAAUAGGCCAGAUGCUAGGUCUGCAAUGAACAGGCACAACAAUGAAGCUGGACGAACGUCAAUACUGGAUCACAUGCACCUGAAAUGUAAAUGUCAUGGUUUGUCUGGGAGCUGUGAAGUGAAGACCUGUUGGUGGGCGCAGCCAGAUUUCCGGGUCAUUGGGGACUAUUUGAAGGACAAAUAUGACAGCGCCUCCGAGAUGGUGGUGGAGAAGCACAGAGAGUCCCGGGGUUGGGUAGAAACCCUUCGUGCAAAAUAUGAACUCUUUAAGCCCCCAACUGAGCGAGACCUUGUGUACUAUGAAAACUCACCAAACUUUUGCGAGCCGAAUAUAGAGACAGGAUCCUUUGGGACCAGGGACAGGAUCUGCAAUGUCACCUCCCAUGGGAUUGAUGGCUGUGAUUUGCUCUGCUGUGGCCGUGGACAUAACACCAGGACGGAGAAACGCAAGGAAAAAUGUCAUUGCAUAUUCCACUGGUGCUGCUACGUCAGUUGCCAGGAAUGCAUUCGAGUGUACGAUGUACAUACGUGCAAAUAACAGGAUACACAAACACAAGUAAGAUCACACAAUCUGGAAUCUUCCAGGUAUUGCUGGGGCAAAACAAAAAUGGCGCACUUUACUGUGCAUGUACAUUGCAGAAAUGAAUUCUGGGAAAUGUAGUCUUUUCAGCAAUCUAUUCAGUUUCUUUGGAGCUUCAUAAAAAAUCAUAGUCCGAACCAAAAAGCACAAAGUAAAAGAGGCAUGCAAAGUUCGUUACUUGAUCUAAAAAAUGCUAUGUUGGGAUGACUUACACUCAAUUUAAAAUUACAGAUUUUCAUUUAUAAUUGAUGAAAAAAAAGCAAAAAAUUUCCUAAAGUUGCCUCCAAGUUUUCCAUUGGUACAACAAUUUGUUUAUUGUUUUCUACUGUUGCCAGUGUUAUUGGGGUCGAUUAAAAUGGCAACCUGCUCAACAGAUAGUGAUGGAAUGGAAGAAUUCCCCAGCACUGUCAAUAUUUUGCUGGAUCCCCAGUUGCAACUGGGUUGCCUUAGGCAUCCCAUCCCAGAACUGACAAACAAAUACAAAUACCAUUGGAAUAUGAUCUUCCCAUGGUUUCAGACUUACCACUGGGGCAGAGGUGAAAGAAAGGAUGCUACCACUAUAGUAUUCAUAAAUGACAUAUACAUUAUGUAAAUUUUCACAGAGUUAACAUCAGAAGUGUCAAUAGGACUUUCUGGAAGCUCUAGAGAGUGGGGUCCAUAAAGGAUGCUGAUUGUUAGACAUUUCUACAGUAAUGACAUUUGAAGAAAUGUUUUUAAAAAAGUCUCCCAAAUUUAAUCAAAGAACUUUUACCUUUUUAAUUGUCAAAGAUAUAUGUAUUCAUAUAUUUGUUUAAAAUAACAACAAACUACUUUAGGAUGGCAAGUAUUUGAGAAAUAAGUUUCAAAACUUGUAAUCCUGAGGAUAAUGCAUCUUUAAGUCAGUCCCAAAUUAGUUUGAUUUGCUACAUUGAAUCCUAAAGUAAUUUGUCCAUUUCUGAAAUUAUACCCCUUCAAACAUGUGAGUAAACACUACAACCCCCAGAAUCCUUUUCAUACCACAAUGGCCCUCGUGCCUUCAGUUGGCUGCAGAUACAAGCUGUGAUAUUAACAUUAAGAACAGCUUAAGUCUUCCAGCCUGAUGUUUAUUCCAUCCUCACAUCUUCAUAACAAAACUUCCUGUGUUUUUAAGAAUGAUGACUAUAUCACACGUCACACCUGAUGUUAGUAUUAAUGCUACCUGCAAUUCUCAUCUCCCAAUCACACUUUAUCAAAAUGAUUGAAUAUUGAGGUUUGAGUGGAUCUGGUGGCUAAUAUGCAGCUGUUAUGGAUAUGACUUCCUCUUUACUGGGACCUUGAUCCACCACUUAAGAGUAAUUUUACUUACAUACAAUGUGCCUUCUUUCUGUGAAAGAAAAAAAAAGAGAUGGGAUAAGUUAAAGAAGCAAGGUGGGAAUUCAUUGUUAAGCCCCAUGGACACCUUUCCCAGAAUGAGUGAGUAGUUAGUUCAAGCAAAGGGCGUUGACAUCCUGUGCUCUAAAAAUUAAUCAAAAGCCUGCAGUAUUUAUCGUAGUAUUUUUCUACCUUGUAGCCCAGAAUUACUAGCUCCAAGUUGAACCUGUAUUGCAAGUUGCUAUAUCCAAAGUUUUGUACAAAUUAGAUGUUUGACCCUUUGAUUUUAUAUUCUUAAAGCCUAUGUUUUUAUAAUUAUUUAUUGCACAGUGUGUAUAUAUAUGACUCAACUGAGAUUAUAUAUUUGCAGAAAGUGUCUUAUCUGCUGUUUCUAGUUUAUAAACUUGCCAUGGUGGCUUAAAGGCAGCGUGAGUUACAUUUACUAUCAUGCUUCACAGUGCAGGAUUCACAGGCAGCUCUCUAGAAGCGGAUGUUAAAUGUAUAACCUCUCCUGUCAGUGUACAUAUUCCUCUCUUAGUCUUAGAAAUAGCUA
Molecule: messenger RNA, 3269 nt
Organism: Stegostoma tigrinum
Lineage: Eukaryota; Metazoa; Chordata; Chondrichthyes; Orectolobiformes; Stegostomatidae
Product: proto-oncogene Wnt-3
Exons: 4
Coding region: 278-1345 (355 amino acids)
Biological process (GO): multicellular organism development; canonical Wnt signaling pathway; neuron differentiation
Cellular component (GO): extracellular region
Molecular function (GO): frizzled binding; cytokine activity
Source: RefSeq, a predicted model, not a curated record